This is a messenger RNA of Actinia tenebrosa (Australian red waratah sea anemone), 1861 nucleotides long. RefSeq lists its product as uncharacterized. Gene Ontology annotation, molecular function: D-cysteine desulfhydrase activity. Lineage: Eukaryota; Metazoa; Cnidaria; Anthozoa; Actiniaria; Actiniidae. The record is from RefSeq and is a predicted model, not a curated record.
AAUAAAAUGUCGUUCUUCGCGAGUGUUUCUGAAUGUUACUGUAAUCACUUCGAAGAAGUUCAACAUGAAAACAAGCAUUUGAUUUUGAGGGCAAUAGUUUAUUUUUUCUUGGUGGAUUAUCACAAGACCCAGUAUUUUCACGCGGUCAAUGUAAUUCCUUUCAGAAAACUGGCUGUGAUUGGUCAAUCAAUGAAAGGUCAUAAAUUUUUCCAUCUUUUCUUCCAGUUAAAGUUCUCGACCAAAUCAGAUCUUUCGAAGAAGCCGUGGCAAGAAGUUCAAAAAUUUAGCAAAGAUUCUUAAACAUAACAGCAAUGCCAGGCGUAGAACAAAAACGUUUACAAAGAUACGAUGCACCAGAAUGGGCAAAGCAAGUCGAUAAUAUACCAAAACACUACGUCAAGCUUGCACAACAUAAUACACCACUCCAAGAAUGGCUUCUUCCGGAUAUUCCAAACGGCUUCAAGAUUGGUAUCAAAAGAGAUGACAUGACUGGUAGCAACAUGUCGGGCAACAAGGUUCGUAAGCUGGAGUUUCUCUUUGCUGGGGCUUUAGAAGAGCAAGCUGAUACUGUGUUCACGCUGGGAAGUACAUACUCAAAUCACUGCCGUUGUACAGCCAUUGCAGCCAAACAGCUUGGUUUGGAGUGCUAUCUAUUCAUGCGACAGAGACAAAAGGGUACUGAUAUUGGUAGCCUUGGCAAUCUGUUAUUUAACAGAUUGACAGGCAGUCACAUGAUCUUGACUGAGUAUYUGCCAUAUGAUGUUGCUAUCUAUCCAAAAAUGGAACAAUUAAAAGAAAAAUUGGAGCAAGAAAAAGAUUCCAAAAUUUAUGUGAUCCCAGCAGGCGGCUCUUGUUACAAAGGAGUGUUUGCAUAUUUCCAGUGUUUCCAAGAACUGAUUGAACAGAAUGCCCUGAAAGACUAUACAGAUCUUGUUGUUACCACUGGUAGUGGUGGUACUGCCUYGGGUCUAUGCAUUGCAAACUAUUUGACUGGCUCUAAACUAAAGGUCCAUGCUGUUAAUAUCAGAAACAGUGUUGAAAACCUACAUAUUCAUAUCCAAGAAGAUCUGGAUAGUGCAGGAUUAAAUCACGUCAAAGCAGCAGAUAUCAUAGAUAUCAUGGAUGGUCAUAAAGGAGAAGGAUAUGGCAUCUCAACAGAAGAGGAACUAGAACACCUUGUUCAAAUAGCAUGCAGUACUGGAAUAACACUAGACCCAGUAUAUACCCUUAAAACUGUGCGYGGUAUGCUUGCCGAAAUGAGAGAUAACCCUCAAAGAUUUAAAGGCAAGAAGGUGUUAUUUGUCCAUACAGGAGGGAUGUUUGGACUGUUUGAAGGCAGAAUGAACAGCAUACUUGAGAACAUGAAGGUUACGAAUCGUGUGAGAUAUUGGGCUAUUGGAGAGAAAUGCCCUGAGUUCUAAGGAACUCGUAUUUCGUAUUAAAUUAUAAUUAUUCUAUUAUUAACUCAAUAUUAAUAUCACUGACUUUGUUCAAAAGCAAAUAUGAUAUUUGCGACUUUAAAAGUUUUUUUAUAUUCGAGUAUUUUGAUUGGAAAAAUUAUUUAUUUAAUCAUUUAACACAAAAGAAAAACUAUGUCUGUAUAUAGAUGCGGGACCAUCGAGAUCCAUGAUUUGGAUAUGAUAUAACAACAACAACAACAACUUUUAUAUUGUACCACUCUUAUCAGGAUUUGUUUGUGUUUGUAUAUAUACAAAAUACAUAAUUUGAUAGGCAGGUAAAUGAAAAGACGGUACAGAUUGUCUGUAAUAACUACGAGGCUAAGUAAAAACAGACAGCCCGUUCUAUGUUAUUAAGGAAAGAUAAUUUUAAGCCUAUGAUAUAUAAUAUUUAUAUAAUAUUU